AGACAGUCGUGCGGAGACCAAGAAGCGCGUCGGAUCACGCAACGGAACCGCGAAAUCAUCGGGUAGCACGUGACGCUACUUACUGUUAUGCACACAGUAGCGGAUCGAUCGAUCCAACUAUUGUUGUUUUUCUUUCCCCUUUUCGAGAAGACGUGGAUUUUCGAUAUCGAUCCGUUCCGACCUGUUUCACGCGAUUAACCGUACAUACCCAGCCGACUCCCUUCGACGGCAUUGUCUUCGCAAAAGGGAACCUUCCACGCGGAGAUAGUAGGGACGAAAGUAUCGGCGUGUGUUCACGUAGCCGCGACUGGUGUGGCGCACAGUCUUUUUCCCUUUCGUUCGAAACGAGAAUCUCGCGAGGCCGACGACGACGAUAUUCGGGCGUCGCGCGACCUGAUAGAAAGUGCGCCGAGGAAUGCUGAAGGAACGGUACAUCGGUGUGUUCUAGCCGAGUGGUAAUGACAAAUGCGCGGAGCAUGACGUCAAAUGCGAUUAGAGGUAUUCGAAGGAAGAAGAGUUCGCUAUGCGAGGUAAAGGUGGCUGUGAUCGGAGCGCCAGGAGUUGGGAAAAGCGCACUGACAGUCAGAUUUCUAACGCGGAGAUACAUCGGGGAAUAUGAUCACCAGUCAGAGAACAGAUACAAACACGAGGUGUUGGUCGACGGUGAACCCAUCCUUUUUGAGAUUUUGGAUACUUGCCCGAAGAGCGAAGACGAAUUGCCCUCGACGGAGACUGUACAAUGGGCGGAUGGAUUACUUUUAGUCUACUCGAUAAUCGACAGGAGUUCCUUCAAUUUUGUAAGGAAGGCGAAGGAAACACUCGCGGUAGUUGAUCCUGAAGCUACGAUGCCCCUCGCCUUGGUUGGAAACAAAGCAGACAUGGUUCACUUGAGACAAGUUAGCACGGAAGAGGGUGAAAUACUCGCGAAAGACUUUGAAUGCUGGUUCGGUGAAGUUUCUGCUGCAGAACAGGUUACUCAAGUUGCUGAAUCUUUCCACGAAUUGUGUCGAGAGGUUUUGGCAGCUAGGAGGAGGAAUAAACAAUCUUUAUUGGACAGAAUGCUCGGUAGCAAAGCGACGCGUGCUUAUUCACGAGGCAAAAGUGAUUCGGCACUUCCGAAAGAUUAAUAUAAACGUAACUGUUUAAUUUAUUGAUACGUAAAUUUUAUUCAAAAAGAUAAUGGAAC
Messenger RNA from Habropoda laboriosa, 1186 nucleotides. Its product is annotated as ras-related and estrogen-regulated growth inhibitor. The record is from RefSeq and is a predicted model, not a curated record. Gene Ontology annotation, molecular function: GTP binding; GTPase activity. The transcript has 6 exons. The coding region runs from base 459 to 1127 and encodes 222 amino acids. NCBI's taxonomy places the organism in Eukaryota, Metazoa, Arthropoda, Insecta, Hymenoptera, Apidae.